AUGGCAGAAUAUUUUGGCCUCCGCGGCCCUUCGCUCAACAGAGCUAUCAUGUGGCUGGUCGUAUGUCCGGCUUUCGUGACUUAUGGAUACAAUCAAGGUGUCAUGGGUGGUCUGUUGACCUUGGAAGCUUUCGCCGAGACUUUUCCGCAAAUGAACACAAUCACUGCGAGUGCAGAAGACCAGACCUAUAACUCGACCAUUCAAGGUAAGACUGAUCUCAAGGUCUCUGGCACGGUGGUUGCACUUUAUACCGUUGGUGGAAUAUUUGGUUCGCUAUCGUGCAUUCAAUUCGGCGAUAGGCUCGGUCGGCGCAAGGUCAUCCUGUUUACGUCGUUCAUCUCGAUCAUUGGGGCCAUUUUGAUGGCAACGUCCUUCUCUCUAGCGCAGUUCAUCGUUGCACGGCUCGUCCUUGGAUAUGGAACUGGUGGCUAUGUCGCUACGGUGCCUGUCUGGCAAUCCGAAAUAUCGAAGCCAAACAAGCGUGGUGCACACGUAGUAACAGACGGUAUCUUUAUCGGCGCAGGUAUCGCAUUCUCUUUGUGGGUCGAUUUCGGCUUCUACUUUGUGAAGACCAACUCCGUAUCCUGGAGAUUCCCUUUGGCUUUCCAGGUCCUUCUUUCUCUGAUGGUUAUGACCUUCGUAAUGCUUUUCCCCGAAUCGCCCCGGUGGCUUAUCAAAAGAGGUCGCACUGAUGAGGCACGGGACAUUCUGGCAGCGUUAGAAGAUGUCGAGCGAGAUUCAGAGCAAAUCACUGCCGACAUUCGCGAUAUCGAAACCUCUCUAGCCCUUUCUGGAACUGGUUCCUGGAAAGAUAUGCUUAAGAUGGGUGAACAGCGACUCUUCCAUCGCACUGUUCUCGCUUGUCUCGGGCAGAUGUUCCAACAGAUGUGUGGAAUCAACUUGAUCACCUUUUAUGCCACGACCAUAUUCCAGCAAUACCUAAAGCUCGAUCCCCUCCAGUCUCGCAUUCUCGCAGCAUCAAUGUGUCUAACACAGCCGCUGGGUGGCUUGUUAGCUUAUUUCACCAUCGAUCGACUCGGUCGCCGCGUGCUGAUGUUGUGGAGUGCUGCUGGCAUGUCAAUCUCAAUGGCGAUCCUCGCCGGCACUACUUCCCUCCAAGAUAACACGGGCAGCCUUGUUUGCGCGGUAGUAUUCCUUUUUGUAUUCGAGUUCAUUUUCACAGUCGGAUACUCCGGCCUGACCUUUUUGUAUGCGACGGAGGUGGCGCCUUUGCAGUGCCGGGCAUCAAUCAGCGCCGUCUCUGCCGCUGCAGUGUGGACGUUCAAUUUCCUUCUGGCUGAGGUGACACCAGUUGGCUUCGCUACCAUCGACUGGCAGUACUAUAUUAUCUUCGCGGUGUUGAACGCCGCCAUCGUUCCGACCGUCUACUUCCUCUUCCCAGAGACGAACGGCCGGACCCUCGAGGAGAUUGAUGAGAUCUUUUUACAGUCGCGCAGUAUCUUUGACCCGCCCCGCAUUGCACGGUCACUUCCGCCGACACACAUUGCCGAGGCGAACAGCGUUGAUCUCGAUGAGAAAGGUACUGCAAGCUGCGAUGAGACUAUGACUGAGAAGCCUAAUGUUUAA
Molecule: messenger RNA, 1587 nt
Organism: Penicillium paradoxum
Lineage: Eukaryota; Fungi; Ascomycota; Eurotiomycetes; Eurotiales; Aspergillaceae
Product: putative MFS sugar transporter
Exons: 2
Coding region: 1-1587 (528 amino acids)
Biological process (GO): transmembrane transport; carbohydrate transport
Cellular component (GO): membrane
Molecular function (GO): carbohydrate:proton symporter activity
Source: RefSeq, a predicted model, not a curated record